Messenger RNA from Podarcis lilfordi (Lilford's wall lizard), 7349 nucleotides. NCBI's taxonomy places the organism in Eukaryota, Metazoa, Chordata, Lepidosauria, Squamata, Lacertidae. The record is from the annotation of a GenBank genome assembly.
AUGACGCUGCCUCGGCUGGGAGGCGGAUUGGACGCUCGCGGGGCGGAGAGGCGGAGUGGGCGGGGCCUGCAGGAGUUUCCCCCGGGGCUGAGCGGAGAAAGUCCCAUUUGGGAGUCUUCGGGGGGCGAAGAAGAGAGAAGGAUGGGGGGCUCCGGCGCUGCGCCUUUGGCCUUUGGGGGGCUCCUGCUGGGGAUGGGGGCGCUGGUGGUCUCCGCUUCGGAGGGGCUGGGCGUGGAGGCGCCUCCAGGUGAGCAAAGAGUCUGCAAUGGGGGGAGAAGGAAGAGGAAACUCCGCUUAGCGGGACCCCCAUCGGUGGGGCUCCUUUGACGAUCCCUCGUAGAUGGUCUUCCAUGAUCUUAACAGGGAGUCCGUAAGUGACUGUGGAGGCCAAUUCUGGAUCCCCACGUCCUUCCACAGUGGGGACAGAGGUUUUUUUUGGGGGGGGGGGAAUUGAUCCCGUGAGGGUUUGCCAGGCGUGCCUUCCUCUUAGCACUUUCUCCCUUGUGUCCUGAGUUCGAGUGUCUUCAAAGCCCAUGACACCUUUGGUCAAGGCUGCUCUCCAAUUCGAGCGCUUGCAGUCCAGUGUUUCCCAGUUGUCGGUGUUUAUACUACAUUUUGUUAGAUUUGCCUUGAGAGAAUAUUUUAACCUCUUUUGCUGACCACCAGCAUUACACUUUCCGCUUUUAAGUUAGGACUAGAGUAGCUGCUUUGGAAGGCGAUAAUCAGGCGUCCGAACAACAUGGUUUAGUUCAGCGAAGUUGAUGCUGAAGAAUCCUUGCUUCCCCACGGGGGAUCUUUGCUUCUUCCAGGACACUGGGGGCAAAGGGGCAGGAGGGAAGGGGAAACACUCCCCCCACUGAAAAAGAGCAACUCAGCCUUCUUGGCCUUGAAAGGAGAAAGCAUUUAAUUAUAUCCCAGCUUUCAGGAUUAAAAUCCUACCCCAGCAGCUUACAAAUAAUAUUCAAUUUAAUUUUAAUAGAACCACAAUAUUCACACAUUAAAUAGUCUUCCUGCAGGACAGCUGAUGGCAGGCAGCCCUAGGCGACUUUUUGGCGGGGGGGGGGCAGUUGAAUCUGGCCCUGAGGUCUUCUUCACCUGCUUCUCAAAAUCAUCCUCAUCAUUAUUAGUCCAUAACCAAUUAUUAAGUCUAUAAAGGACUACACAUAAGGCAUAAAUAUACCUUUCAUCUGCUCUUUCUCAAUAAUAAGAAACCCAGGCAAGUGCGUAGUCAGGAUUUUUGUUAGGGAGGGGCAGAACCUCACUUUGCUAUGUAUUUUUAUUGAUGGGGGGCAGCUGCCCCUCCCUGUUCCCCUUGGCUACGCCCAUGGAGCAGCAGCGAAAGUGGGGCAAAUGGCUCCCUGCUCCGGGGACCCUGCACUCCCCCCCCCCUCGCGGAAUGUCCCCUCUCCCCGUCCCCCCCCCCUCGCCUUGGGGUCCUCUGGGUGCUGCAAUGGGCUCCUGCGUAGACUGGCGUCGCUUCCUGCGCUCUGGCAGGGAAAGCGAAAGUGAAACCGGGUCUACCCGGUAGAGGGGGUCUCGUUGGGGGGGGGGGUUUGCAGUGAAGCCCCCUUCAGCGUCUCCCACCCUCCUCGGCAUCUCGCCCCUUUCCUGGUCUUUCUCCCACCCCAACAUUUCUUCUUCCAGACGGAGGGCAAUAAAAGGGGGAGGGAGGUUUACGUUUUUGUUUUAAAGAAACUGGAGAUAAGCAUGGGCGUAGCCAUCGGGGGGCAGGGAGCAGCUGCCCCCCCCCUAAAUAAAUUAACUAAAUAAAGCAGAUAGCUUGCUUCUGUCCCCCUCCCCAAUAAAUCCUGGCUACGCCCAUGGGGUCCAGGAUCUUGGAGGUUGUGGCUCCCUCUCCACAACGACCUUUCGCUAUCGCUCUCUCCCUUUCCUUUGGGAGGAGGUCAAAGGGGGGGGGUCUCGCUGCUCAGGCUCCCCCCCCCCCGGCCAUGGGAUCACGUGACAUGAGAGAGAGAAUGGGAGACAGACAGACCAUCUCUCUCCUGCCCUGCAAGGGCAACUAUCCGCUUUGGUGGGAGCUGCGCCCUUAAGGCAACUGGUAAACCGGAAGUCUCCACCCCCCAAUUUCAUUCUCCCCCCCCCCAGAGCAUUUCCUGUACCAGGGGAAGCACGAGUGCCACUUCUCCAACGGGACGCAGCGGAUCCGCUACCUAGAAAGGCACUUCUUCGACCGGCAGGAGCUCGCCUACUUCGACAGCGAGCGAGGGAAGUUCGUGGCUGUGGCUGAACUGGGGGAGCCCACAGUCAAGGCAUGGAACCAGGACAAGGACCUCCUGCGGGGCGAGAUGGCCGCCGUGGAUUCCUUCUGCCGGCACAACUACGAGAUCCACGCGCCCUUCGCCCAUUCCCGGCGCGGUGAGUCCAGACUCGGAGAGGGGGGGGCGUCAUGGCAAACGGGCCCCCGGAAGAACCCAAAAUGGGGGUGGGGGUGGGGUGUACACGUGACUUUCUCCCCUCAAAGCCCCUGUCGCUGCUGCCGCCCCCCCCCCCGGGCCCCCACCGCCCUCCCGCUUUUGAGAGAGGAAGAGGGGCCUUUCCUGAUGCCCCACUCCAGAGGCAGAGGCAGGAGGCGUUUCUGUGUCCCUGGAAGCAUCAUAAACCAUUUCAUGUAUUGCAAUGUGGAGGGUGUCUGUCGUAGUUUAUUUAUUUAUUAUUCAUUAAAUUCGCAUCCCGCCCUAUACCAGUAGGUCUCUGGGCAGCUUGCAACACAAAAGUGCAGUAUUUACAAUAAUAAUAAUAAUAAUAAAUAACAACAAACAACAAUAAUAACAAUAAUCAUAGAAGUAAUGAUUUUAUUAUUAUUAAUAACCCAUCUAGCUGGGUUUCCCCAGUCACUCUGGGUGGCUCCCGACAGAAUUAAAAGCACAAUAGAACAUUAUAAACUUCCCUAAACUUCAUUUACUGCCUGUGAUGUCUAUGGUUCUCCCUCUCCUCAUCCCACCCCCACAACGACCCUGUGAGGGAGGCCAGGCUGAGGGGGGGGGGCUGGCCAGGGACACCCAGGAGACUCAAGGCCCAGGGGGGAUUUGAACCCGGGACCCAGUCCAAUGCUGGACUACAUUAGAGUGGGGGGCUGCAAGGGGGAAUAGGCAGCCUUUCAGGGGGAGGAGAGAGCGCAUUUCAAGCAGAAACCCUGAACAUUAUUAAAGUACAAAAUGAUGUUAUUUGGACAUCACUCAACAAUUGUGACGCCUUAGCAUGUCAUUUCUUGCACUCCUGACAUGGAUUCAGGUCAGGCUGCCAUAUGUCCAGGUUUUCCAGGGAAUCGAGGUGUUUAAAUUGGGGGGGGGGGUUUAGAAAUUAACCCCACAAUCUCAAAAUCACACACAUUCAGGAUUAAAUAAUUAUUAUUAUAAACAUGGUCCAUUUCCUUCCCACCCACUCAUUACUGUUUUCAGCCACCAGGCUCCCCUCCAGCUCCCCCGUUCUCCAGGGAUCAUCCCUAAAUCAAAAGUAUAUUGAAAGGAAAAUUACUAUAAUCACUUGGGGGGUGCUUGUGGAUUUGCAUAACAUCUGCUCUAUAUCACACACAAAUUGAUGUGCUGUUUUUCAGUUGGAGUGAAGGGCCCAUAAAUAAAUUGGUGGUCUCUCUCUCUCUCUCUCUCACACACACACACACACACACACACACACACACAUAUAUACAGAUGUCUGACAGGUGAAGCUUUCCCAAUAAUUGCAUUUCUACAGGAGAAAAAGGGCUUAACCUGCUGAAUUUCUGCCUUCCACUCAGCUCUAAAAGGCACAAGAACCUCAGCUGUCUUUGUGCAAUUCCCAUCAUCCCUAGCGAGCAGGACCAGUGGUCAGGGAGGAUGGGAAUUGUAGUCCAGAAAGAGUUGGCAACCCAAGUGUGGGAAACACUGAGGAGACCAUUGUAGUGUUAAGUGAAGGAUACUGUGCAGUGAAUUCUGAAGAUCAUCCUGUUUGCCAGGAAAAAAGGAAGGACAAAUUCCUGAGAUUCCCAGGACUCGGAAAUGAGACGGAAGGAUGGAAAGUGUCCUAGGAAGGGGAGGGGCAUCCCAGGACCCCCAGGGAGGAGCAGUUCCCUGUUUGUGGAAUGCCCAGUCUGACCCCUGGGGAAACUGGGCUGACUUUGGGUAGAUUGGGGGGAGGGUCAGAGAUCCCACUGGUGGGAGUGGGAAGUUGGGGGCUGGGAGCGUAGGAUUGACUGACUGUUCCGGCGGGGGGGCAACCUGGGCUUUCUGUCACCCGGGCAAAGACCCAGUUUUGUCACACACCCCCCAUGUGUAUUUGCAUACACACACAAAACUUGACACAUUUGUUCAUAAAGGGCAUAAAAAGAGGCUGGAGAAGAGAUAGUCUCUCCAAAUAGUAAAAUUGUCUGUGUGUGUAUCUGGCUUUCAUUCACCCUUAAGUAGAUCUCCUCAGAGAGUAGUAGAUAAUUUGAGGAAUUCUAAGGAAUAUCAUGACUGUAAAGAAUAAUAAUAAUAAUAAUAAUAAUAAUAAUAAUAAUAAUAAAUAGACUGUGAUAAUGAUCAGGCACAUAAAUAAAGGUAAAGGGACCCCUGACCAUUAGUCGUGGCCGACUCUGGGGUUGUGGCGUACAUCUUGCUUUCCUGGCCGAGGGAGCCGGCGUACAGCUUCCGGGUCAUGUGGCCAGCAUGACUAAGCCGCUUCUGGCGAACCAGAGCAGCGCACGGAAAUGCCGUUUACCUUCCCGCCAGAGCGGUACCUAUUUAUCUACUUGCACUUUGAUGUGCUUUCAAACUGCUAGGUUGGCAGUGAUAAUGAUCAGGCACAUACCAGAGAGUAAGUCCUACUGAACUCAGUGCGGCUUACUUCUGAGUAAAAAUGCUUGAUUGCAGUAUAAGACUGCAGAAUCUUUACACAGUUAUCUCGGAGUAAGCUCCAUUGAAUUCAGUGGGACUUCUGAGUAGUAAAGGCAGUUUAAGGCUGCGGUCAGAGAAAGGGCCCCCCCUGCAAGCUGGAAGCCUCAGUUGUGCCCCUCUAGAGGCUUCACCCUGGCUAGCCCCCUCCCACGUUAACUAUGGCCUCUUCCCCCUCCCUUGAAGCCUCCAGGUCCCUUCCUGCCUAAAUCUCUGACCUUCCUUCCACAUCUCCCUUGCCUCCCUCCCACAGUCCAGCCCAAGGUGAAGAUCACCCCCACAGACAACGUUGAAUCUUCACCACACAACACUCUGCUGAUUUGCACCGUGAACCGCUUCUUCCCUGCGGGGAUCGAGAUCAAGUGGUUCAGGAACGGGAAGGAGGAGCCCAAAGUGUGGACCACGGACCUCAUCCGGAACGGGGACUGGACCUUCCAUAUUGAGGUGAUGCUGGAGACAAAGCCAGAACGUGGAGACGUCUACACCUGCCAGGUGGAGCACGCCAGCUUCGAAGGCCCCGUCACGGUGAAAUGGGGUAGGACGCCUUCCUACUGGGAGUGGGGGGCAUUCCUGGGGGGCUGGGUGGGUUGCUCCCCCCUCAGGGGGCUGAUCCCAGGCCUUCCUUUCCUCACUCGCAGCUUUUUCUUUCUUCAGAGCCACAGUCGGACUCUGCCAGGAGCAAGAUGUGGACGGGGAUUGUGGGGAUUGUGCUGGGGCUGGUCUUUGGGGCCACUGGACUCGCCCUUUACCUGAAGAACAAGAAAGGUGAGGGUGGGGUGCCAGGGGGAGAGGGAGGGUGGGGUGUGGGGCUGGAUUGGGCUCCAGGCUCCCCUCCUCUUCUUAGGCAGAGGCUCUGGAGAGGGUUCUGUUCCUUCUCCACUCCUAGGAGGUCCCUCUGGGUGUCUCCAAUGGAGCCUCAGCUAUUAUGGAGAUGAUCUGAGGUUUAAACCUGUAGAUUAAGACCUAAUCCUCCUAUCCAACAUAUGAGGGAGAAAUUCAAAAGCAUCUCUGGCUCUGAAGCCUUUGAGCAGAGUAAGGACACAGAUGUUUUGCAGCUUCCUGGUCCCAGCACUAGUAAUUAGGAAUUAAAUUUGGGAUUGGAUGACCUCCCCCUCUUCAUCCCACAUUGCAGAGAAUGAACCAUACAUCUACAGAUAAAUGGAAAGAAAUGUUUACUUACAUUUGAUUGCAGGCAACAUACACAGCAUAAAAUAGUAUGCCAACUAAUACUGCUAAGUUGCAUUAAAAUAAAAAUUGGUAGUCUUAGCUAAGAUGGUAGAGAGUUGAGCUUUGGAGAGGAAGGAAGUAUUAACGAAUAUGUUCCUAUUGUUCGCUUCCUACCCUGUGCAAACAAGAGGAUAUGACCUGACAGAAUGCGGUCUAGGAUUUUUACAGGAGAUUCUGUGUGCCUUAACCCUUGCUUAUCUAGCAAAUAGGAAAUUUUAUUUUAUGAAUAGAGUAUCAUUUUAUCACAUAAACGGCUCCAGGGCUAGAAUUACCUGCAGGAUCUCUUAAGAGGCUGACUUCCUGGUCCCAGCAGUAAGUCAAAGGCUCUCUCUCCCUGCUGAGCGAAGGGCCUUUGAGACACUUACAGUCAAGAGGCGAAAUUCAUCUUCCUUGGGUCUUUUCACUGUUUGUGUCUCUGAAAUAAAUCAACAACUGGGCAAUGUAGAGCCCCAAAGGAGGCAGCUAAGGGAAUAUGGGAGGGUUUGUGGGGUGGGGGCAUUGGGUAAUGGGGAAGAGAUUAGUUGGCAAGAUGUUCUCCAGGGUCCUUUCUGUACUGGGAAGGAAAUAUUUAUUUCCUACAAAGACUCUUCUUUCACCCCCUUAUACUCCUUAGGACAGAAUGAGGGGGGGGGGAGUUCCUAGCUGUGCCUGGAGUGUGUCAUCUUGAUCUUGGGGGGGGGGGAGGGUGUUCCCAGAGAAGCUAUUUCAGGGGAUAUCUGGUGCUGACUGAAUCUUUCUAUUCUUUUUUUCUCUCCCAGGGCAAACUGUUCCUCAGCCUGCAGGUAACUUUCCUCUCUGCUCUUCCAUCCUCCUCCUCCUCCCCCAGCCCCCUUCUCCUGGCUGCUUGCUGUGCCCCCGCCAUGGCUUCCUUGUAGAACAGAGGGGAGGGGCUUCCUAUGGAUAAAUCCAUCCCCUGAUGCACACACUCCAAUAUCAUGUCCUGGAAGGGGGUCUCCAGGGGAAUGUCCCACCUGGGAGGCUGUCAAGCAGAGACCAUGAAGAGAGCAGGGCUGGCAUUUGGCCACAUUUAGUCCAGGGUCUGUGGUUCCCCAUUUCUGAUCUGGAGAGAUCUCCUUGGUCUCUUCUGAAGCUCCUCUUCUCCACUGCCAAAGCCAGCCAAGUCUCCCUCUGAUGGCUGCUCUAUGGAGUGUCCCCCAAAUCUUUCCAGGGAUUCUUGACCCCUUUCUCCCCAUUCCUUACCCCACAGUGAUGGGCUUGUCUCUCUCUUCCCUGCCUGCAGGACUCAUCAGUUAG